AUGUCGGAACGGAAAGUUCUGUCGAAAUACUAUCCUCCCGAGUUCGACCCUUCCAAGCUCACCCGCACCCCUCGACAUCUCCGACCCACCGGCCCCAAGCUCAUCAAGGUCCGCCUCAUGGCCCCUUUCAGCAUGAAAUGCACCUCCUGCGGUGAAUACAUCUACAAAGGCCGCAAGUUCAAUGCGCAGAAGGAGACCACUGACCAGAAAUACCUCAAUAUUAGCAUCUUCCGCUUUUACAUCAAAUGUACGCGCUGCAGUGGAGAGAUCACCUUCAAGACUGAUCCGAAGAAUAUGGAUUAUACCUGUGAGAGGGGAGCUAAGCGCAAUUUUGAGAUCUGGAGGGAUGGGAAGGGAGAUGAGAUUGACGAAACAGAUGAGGAGCGGCUGGAUCGGCUACAAAGGGAGGAAGCCGAGGCGGAAGAAGUGGAAGAGAGAAAUGCCAUGGCAGAAUUGGAACAAAAGAUGGAGGACAGCAAGCGGGAGAUGAAGAUUGCCGACGCGUUGGAUGAGAUCCGGACAAGGAAUGCGAGGAUAGAGCGAGGAGAAAAGGGUGGACUUGGUGUGGAGGAAGCUUUGGCAGGAGUACGCGAUCAGGUAGAGGAGGAGAGAUUAAGGGCAGAGCGAGAAGAUGAAGAGAUGGCGAGGAUGGCUUUUGAGGAGGGUAAUCGAGAGAAGGUCCUGUUGGAGGAGCUCGACAAAGAAAAGCUGAAGGGCGGCAAUGGAAUGGCAGGGGGAGAAGCAGAUCGAGCUGCCAUGCCACCUCCCAGCUUUGACAGGGUCAAGAAGGCAAGGAAGGUGAUGGUGCCAGGCCUGGUCAAGAAGGCCGAACCAAGCAAACCUGCUCCAGCACCGGCACCUUCGCUCGGACUGAUUGAUUAUGGUUCAGAUUCGGAUUGA
Molecule: messenger RNA, 900 nt
Organism: Endocarpon pusillum Z07020
Lineage: Eukaryota; Fungi; Ascomycota; Eurotiomycetes; Verrucariales; Verrucariaceae
Exons: 1
Coding region: 1-900 (299 amino acids)
Biological process (GO): mRNA splicing, via spliceosome
Cellular component (GO): U2-type catalytic step 1 spliceosome
Source: RefSeq, a predicted model, not a curated record